GCUUGCUCGUGCCCGCGUCCAGGUUCGCUUUGCAUCUCGUCAAAACAAAGCGGGGGCGAGCCAGAGGGCGAGGGAGCCGCGGUGCAUGCUUCAUGAAUGAGUCCCCCCCCCCCUUCUUCCAACGCACCGCAGGUCGGACCUUUCCAUCCGCCAGCAACCGUGUGUGAUGCCCGCGUUGGUGCGCAGACCGACUGGAGAACAGUAGAGGAGCCAAGCCGCUGAUGAGCCCGGACAGUAAACACUUCCCCUCAGUACUACAUGAUCGUUUCAUCCCAACAGGAACAACACGACAGGAUAAGGUACGAUGCUUGAUGGACUCCGGCGGAGGCACGCCUCCCGGCCCUCCUCCAGACCCUCCUCCCGACCCCUGUCGCUCAACUUCAGCACCUUCUCAGCACCUCCCCCGAGCCCGGACAUGGACAGCAGCAGUGAGCAUCCAAUCAGGAGGACUCUGCACCGGCUGAAGUUGAUGAGCUCUCCCAGCCUCAGCGAGCUGGGGAAGAGUGAGAAAAGUUCACCAGAGGACAGGGGGGAAAAGCAGAAGAGGGCAGGAGCCAAUGCCACCUGGAACAGCAUCCACAACGCUGUCAUAGCAGUCUUCCAGAAGAAAGGUUUGGCGGAUAACGAACUCUACGUCCUCAAUGAAGGUGUCCGGCAUCUCUUGAAGACUGAGCUCGGGUCCUUCUUCACCGAAUACCUUCAGAACCAGUUGUUAACGAAAGGAAUGGUCAUCCUUCGGGACAAAAUAAGGUUCUACGAAGGUCAGAAGUUACUCGACUCUCUGGCAGAGACCUGGGACUUCUUCUUCUGUGAUGUUCUCUCGAUGCUGCAGGCCAUCUUCCAUCCGGUUCAGGGUAAGGAGCCUUCUGUCCGACAGCUAGCUCUGCUUCACUUCAGGAACACCAUAGUCCUGAGUGUAAAGUUAGAGGACGCCCUGUCCCGACCUCGGGCUCGUGUGCCCCCCUCUGUUACACAGAUGCUGCUUAUUCUACAGGGGGUCCAUGAGUCACGUGGUGUGAAUGAGGACUACCUGAGGCUUGAGUCUCUGGUUCAGAAGGUAGUCUCGCCCUACCUGGGCACCCAUGGCCUUUACUCCGGAGAUGAUCCUGAGGCCAAUUGCUGUGUCCUGGAGAACUGUGUACCGUGGCCUAAGUCUGCGGAUCAACCCUCGAAAAACCCUGUGGUACGAUCAAAAAGCUACAAUAUCCCUCUCCUGCUGACCCCGGUGGCUGAGUAUGAUCCAGAUGCCAGCUCUGUUGGCAGUGGAGGAAUUCGGCGCCACUCGGCCUGUGAGAUUAUAUCUUGCCUUGAGGAACAAGGACUGGCUUAUGCUGACCUGGCCUCAGGACCUGAACUGUCUGGCCAGUCUUCCAACAGGCUCUGUGUGGGCUCUCAGUUCAAUGGUAUUGUACAAGCAGGAGCGAGCGCCCUGCCUCUUUCGUCUCCCUCCAUCCUCCCCCUUCAUUCCUCGGGAGCUCUGCACGGCACUGAGGCCACAACAACAAUGACUGAUCUCAGUAAAGGUGCAUCCUCCACGCCGCCCAGUGAAUCAUCCAGCCCUGAAACCAUAAUUGGACAAGUGCUCGAGUCUGCAGACUCAGACUCAGACGGGAUAUUUAUUGAUUUCCCACCUCACUCCUCAGAGUCUUUGGGGUACGGCUGCGAGAGUAGGCAAAGCACUGUGUAGCUGCGGUUACCUUUUAGGAACGCAGCUCCCUCCCUCCACCCCUCCACCAGUGUGUACGGUAAUAAUCUCUGAGACAGAUUAAACAAAUCUGCAUUUCAUUAAAUGGGUACCAUCUUCCUUUCUUACUGUAGUACGAUGAGUUUCCAUGAUGAGACAUUUCAAGUGCUUUCGCUGGUGAGUGACAACGUUGAACCUUUAAUUGUUACAAAAGGACUGUUUUGUUUUAUUGGGUUUUCAACUUGAGGACGCUAUAAUUGUGACUUUAUCCAAAGCUUUUUAUCCUACAAACAAGUCAGAUAAUGUUCUGAUAAGUCUGGUGAUUGUUCUUAUUGACCACAAAUCCCAUGAAGACCAGAGACUAAAAAUCAGCAAUGAUCUCAUUAACAAGUAGCUAAACCCUGAUACUGUAUAUCUAUAUCUGUCCCACAGACCAAAAACUACUAAAAAUACAUCAGUGAGCCUCACAGUGAACACCUUCCUGCUGCUGUAAAUACUCAUUAUGGCAAUGAAUGUAUAUUAAUCUGCAGCUAAAACAAAUGGUACCCACCAAAUACACUAUUUGCUUCUGUUUAAGUCAUUUUUGCUAAAGCUACAGUGCCUAGCUGUUAGUUGGACUAACACAUUGUUGGUUUUGUGUCUUUUCAUGAGAUUUGUUGACAAUCUUACAAAUAUACAGUGAAGUCAAUAUUAUCCUUUAACCCACAGAGGAGUAAUCCUUCAGUUAAAAUCAGGAGUGAUAAGGUUUUCACACAGCAGAGAUGGCUGUCAGUAACCAUGUACAUGGGAACAAGACAGAAACUUUACAUAUUUAUCAUGGGUUUGUUUUGUAUAUGUGUAUUUUGACCCUUACAGCAGUUUUAUAUUUUCUGUUUACGCUCUUUUUUCUUUGUCUGCCUCUCGGCAGUAACACAGUAAUGAGGUCUUCUGCUCUCACUUUUUGUACGACAUCUUCUGAAAAUGUGGACUGUUGAAUUGUUUUUAUUUCCAGCAGCGGCCAUAGACGUCUAAUGCAAAAUUCUCUCCAAACAUCAUCAGUGUGACAGCAUUUGCUUUUCUGUAUUGGCUCUGUACAGCAGGAGUUUUCUAGUAAUAUGACGAUGUUUAUUGUUUACAUUACAAGACAUGAACAUUUUGGCUGAAUGUCGUCCCACACACUGUAUUUUGCACCACCACUACCUUGUAAAUAAAACUGCAUUGUUGGAUUUUAGGACAGCUAGAUAGUGUAAAGUGAGCUUUUACCUUUAAAUGAAUUGAGAUUUUAAUAAGGGCUUUUUAACUGAAUCUUUUUCAAAUGAUGUUUUACCUCAAGCGUUUUGUACUUUACUUUUUUUGACAAUCUAUGAUGUCUAUGGAGUUGUACUUUGUAUUAAUUUGUUAUACUAGCCCAGUAAAAAUUAAAUAAAUUUGAAUAGUAUUUAAAAAAA
Molecule: messenger RNA, 3111 nt
Organism: Larimichthys crocea (large yellow croaker)
Lineage: Eukaryota; Metazoa; Chordata; Actinopteri; Sciaenidae
Gene: prr5a
Product: proline rich 5a (renal)
Exons: 11
Coding region: 305-1687 (460 amino acids)
Biological process (GO): TORC2 signaling
Cellular component (GO): TORC2 complex
Source: RefSeq, a predicted model, not a curated record